Messenger RNA from Drosophila gunungcola (fruit fly), 4357 nucleotides. RefSeq lists its product as uncharacterized. NCBI's taxonomy places the organism in Eukaryota, Metazoa, Arthropoda, Insecta, Diptera, Drosophilidae. The record is from RefSeq and is a predicted model, not a curated record.
AGUUUGUCCCUUUUUUUAUUUAGUACCUGGGAAAACUUUUUUUUACACUCAACAUAUAUCCCUGGUUGUUAACUAUAACGCUUAGUAGAGAAAUAAAUUCAUUCAGUACGAAAUGCAAGUGCCACUACUGCACCGGAGCAACCAGAUGGCUCUUCUAAAGAAGCAGAUCCGUCGGAAGGCCAGGGAGUUGCGCCAGCGAAAGCGUCGAGCCCGUCGUCGUCUGGAGGUGAUGUGCCGGAUUCGUGACCAACUGCUCCAGAGGAUGCGGGAAUCCAUAGGCCUGCGGCAGCGGGACGCGGAGCUGGAGAGACGGGAGCGGGCGAGGAGGGCAGUGGGCGGAAUGCUGGCCAUGUACAAGCACUGGCUGGGCAAUUGGUCCCGAGCCUUGAGGCUACAGAAUCGGCUCAUUCGACAGCAGGAGCAGUUGAAAAAGAGGCUCCAUCGCAGGCUGCACCACCUGCGGAAACGGCUGAAGAAACGACGCAAUCCACAACGACUGGUGGACAAGUGCUUUAGCAGGCUGGCCAAGGCCAUAAGAAAGUGGCAGAACAGUCCACAAUACCAUCAGUUCAUUGAGGGUCAAGAUCAAAUCUGGGAGGCAGAGGCCCAGGAGGUAAGAAAGUAUCUAUCGGAUAUCCGUGGCAAGCGGCGACGAAAGCAUCGUCGCACUAGGGCUAGUCAGGAUAACGACAUAGAAGACUUUGCUACUUUCUGGAACAAUGAGGUGCUGCGCAAAAACACCAAAGCCAAGGAACGAACGAAGCCAGAAAGUCCAGAAUUUAAGGAGGAGCUAAAACAUACACCUUAUAAAAUUCCCAAAGCCAUAAGAUUCAAAAAGAAACCCAAGCCAAAAACUAUGUAUAUAAGUUUGGACGAACUCCUAAUUCAAAAGGAACUUAAAAGAAAAAUGAAAAAGAUUCGAAGACAAAGAAAACCAGAUCCCACUAAGCCGUCUUUCGAUGAACUUAAGUUGUUGGUAAAAGAACUAAUUGAAUUCCAUUCGCCAAAGAAAGAGAAACGUGCUUCUGGAAAGUCUAACACGAGUCAAAAAGCCCCUAAAAAAAAACACAGAAAUAUAAAGAGGUCAUCGUUUAUGUCGGAUAUAUCAAUCUUUCCAGAAUCGCCAGUUCCUCAACCACAAUUUCAAAGAAAGGCCAAAAAAGCAGAUCCCUUAAAUCUGAAGAAAGUGUUAAGAAUGGACGAUGCACCACAGCCGAAGGUUCUUAAAACAAAAUUAUUAAGUGCAAAAAAAUCUCGAAAUUAUAAGUUAUGGAAGCGUAAAAAUAAGUACGUGGAUUUGGUUAUAAGGGAUGAGCUGAGAGCACUGUUUGACCAAAAUAAGCAUGUUAAGCAUCGCAAGCGGACGCAUUCCCAUCAUGGCAAAAUUGUGGCAGUUGCCACAGGAUCAGAACAGUUUAAGAAAAGGUCUUCCUGGAAAGGAAGAGGUAAAAAAAGAGGGGCAGAACCUAAGAAAAAGAGCUCCUAUGGCAAACAAAGAACUUUGGUCCAUCGUUUGCUUAGUGAUCUAUCAACGAUCAUCAAACACCGCAGGCACAGAAAAAAGCACGCACACAGUAUGAGAGGCUUCAGUAGUAGUUCAAGUGGUUCAAUAAUAUCCAAAGAGGUCUUGAUUGAUAAAACAUCUCGCCAUUCAGAUGCCGCCACUGAUGUAAUGGUGCGCAGACUUAAGAAGCGACCCAGACCAGAGGCCGAAAAUAGCGUAACCCAAAUAGCUGAAGCCAGGGAUAGCGUUACUUCAUUGAGUGAAUCGCUGAAUAAAAUCAUUAUGGCCAACCGACCGCGGAAAAGUAUGCGUAAAUCUUUUCGUGGGCCACUCAUAAUGCCCAAAAAGAUAGUUAUUGCACCGUCAAAAGGUCAGAACGAAAGCCACUAUCAGUCUCUCAAGAGGAACAUGAUGUACAUUCCCACCAGUGUUUCGCAGCCGGUGCGGCCCAGAAAAUGGAAAAGUUUCUCCAGUCGUAAGUCCAUAAGCGUUCCCCUGCUGACCAUUCAGAGGGAAUCGAAGCCAUUUCGUCAAAAAGAGCGUUUCCGAUACCAUCCUGUCCAGGAUGAAGACAGCGAGCGGCCUAAUAAUUGGGGGAAAUAUUCAAACUUGGGUCGAACUAUCGACAAUAGCGUUCCCCAGACAAGCAUUCAAAUUGAUGAAAAUCGAAAUAGAUCUGUGACUCUCGUUCCCGCCGAUUCGGCUGGCUACUCCAGUCCCAGCUCUGUUUCCAAGACAAGGCUCCAGCAGUUACGCGAAUUCCACUACGAGGCCCUGCCGGAAGAACUUGAUAAGAUGGAUCCAACCCAACUACGCGAAUACUACGACCGAAUCGUACGGGCUUCGGAGGAAGUUCACUCUGCUGAGGCUACUGAGCGUAGGGGCCAUUCCGAGGCUAGGUCGACUGGCCCUGGCAGAUUCCUCAUUCGAGAUCUGGAAUCGGAUGCUAAGCACAAGCCCCUGCAGAUGUUCCUCAGGGACGUCAUUGAGAAGAACAAUUUCAUUGAUUAUGUGGCCGAUGUCAAGGGCUUCAUGCUGAUGGUGGGCAGACACCCAAUGUGGGACAGCCUGCAGCUUCUCCACGAUGAACUAAAGCGUACGGGCUUCAGUAAGGACGAGGUUAAGCAGAUGCUCUCCGCCAGGUAUCUGGAGUAUCUCAAUGGCGUUGCGACCGAAAUGCAUUUCGCAAAGAUAGAGCCGCCCCGAGAUUUCUUUCACAAUCUUGUGGACACCGAGCCUGUGCAGCCACCUGCAAGAAUGUGGAGUCAGGCGGACAGACCGAUGGCCAAGAGCUUUAGGGACAGCCAGCGGCACAGCACACGGCUCAGCACACGGCUCAUUCCGUUCGGAAAGCGGGGCACCAGGAGUGCCACGCCCUAUAGCCACCGCAGCUCACAGGAGGCGAGACUGGACGGCACGCUGUACAAGAAGCUCAUCGAGCAGGAGUUGAAGGCGGCGGCGCUGGAGCGCGAGGAUCGCAAGCGGCGCUUGUUUCCAACAUUUAGCCGCAUUUUCGGCACCUACGGAUCGUCCGUCAGCCUUGUGCCCAGCUUGGACAUGGCGCCCAGUGAGGAGCAGGACCUGCGCGACUCUGAGAUGCGGUACUCCCUGCAGAACCUCAGGUCCGUGUUGAACGAACACAAAAAGAUGUUCAAGGCUUUUAACCGCAGACGGUUUACGGAGGAGAUAGUCCAGAAAGAGUUGGAGGGAAUGCGGGAGGAAAUGCUAUCUACAACACAAUUCAGGCGACCCAAAGAAAAACCCACGACGUUUACGUUAAAGAAAAGGAAGCGAAAACUGCGGCCCAUCGAGGAUCUGUACUACGCACCGCGGAAGACGUGUCGCAUGCAGAAGUUUACCGAGGGCUCGGAGUGUUCGGACUGCGAGUGCAAUGAAGAGCAAUCCGGGAACUCGAUGGUCCUCGAGAAGUGCCCAAGAUGUGGGGUCAAAGUGCCGGUGCCGGCAGCCACUCCAUCCUUCCACUACAUCUCUCCCACAUCCAGCAGCGAAGUCCUGUCCAGUGGUUCCAUAGAAGCCUGUGCCAAGAAUGAGCUGUUAGCCGGUACCCUUGCCGAUAUCUGCACACGAUGUGGCUAUAUUCAUGACAAAGGUGAUCCCUGCUCACAGUUGCCCCAAAAUACGCGUAAUAGUAAGCUACUGAAGCGCAUUAAAGAUAGUCUACGUACUGCGCCGGAAUGUCCUGCCUUCUGCUCGCCCCGCGGGAUCCUCAAGAAACCGAGAAAUUUUGAUCCUUAGAAGGGAUUGAAGAGCGGCAGCUGCAGCAGCUUGGGGCACUUGCAGCCAUCAAGUGUGCAACCAAACUCCGGAAUUGUACGGAUAUGAACACCAAAUCAGCCGGCUGAGGCGAAUGAAACAUUUGGUUUAAGUGCAAAAUAAAUUCAAGUAAUGAGUUUGCCUCUGUCUGUGGGUGUGCCUGUGUUGUUAAAUGCUUUGCCAAGUUUCAUAAAAUAUGCAAGGACUUUUCCACAAACACACACACCCACACACACACACCCACAAACACAGGCAAGCACAUGCGAUGCACUCACGUACAGGGAAAAUGUCUGCGGGCUUUUAAUACACUUGCUGCUGGCUCCUCCGAAUCCUGUUCCUGCUACUGCUACUCCGGUUCCUGUUUCUGCCCACAGCUUUGGGCGUAUGCAACGAAUUUUCAUCCUGCCUUCUUUUUUCGGCCAAGUUUUUAAGUCGAGCCAUUGCUGUAAUGGAAUUUUAUUGCAUACUCGCAUUCUGUUUGCGCAAGCGAAACAUGUUUCAGACAUUUUCAUAAAUGGAAACGCUAAAGCAGUCAAACGCUUAUUGGCCGAAGAUCGGGUACGCUUAACAGAGAUCUUG